Molecule: messenger RNA, 788 nt
Organism: Halteromyces radiatus
Lineage: Eukaryota; Fungi; Mucoromycota; Mucoromycetes; Mucorales; Cunninghamellaceae
Exons: 6
Coding region: 61-723 (220 amino acids)
Biological process (GO): endoplasmic reticulum to Golgi vesicle-mediated transport; vesicle fusion
Cellular component (GO): Golgi apparatus; late endosome membrane; ER to Golgi transport vesicle membrane
Molecular function (GO): SNARE binding; SNAP receptor activity
Source: RefSeq, a predicted model, not a curated record
UUUCUUCUCUUUCCUUUGCCUCAUCCUCUCUCCUUUUUUCUUUCUUCUUCUUUUUUUUUGAUGAAUUCCCUUUACAACCAUGCUUUAAAGCAAAGUCAUGCCUUACAGAGAGAUUUAGACAAGUUUGCCUCUGGUCAAGAUUUAUCUGCUGGUUUACAAGGUCAAAUAGCUGCCUCCUUCUCAUCUUUACAGCGUUCCAUUGAUGACUAUGAUAAUUUGGCAAAACGGGAAAUGGUGGCAGUAAAAAAAGAAACUGCUAUAACACGUGUAUCGAAAUUUCGACAGGAACUACAAGAAAUGCGAACUCGAUUUGAAUCAACAAAGAAAAUUCAAGAAAAUUUACGACUGGAACAAAACAGGGAAAGUUUAUUAGCACGACGGCCGAACAAAGGUGGACAUUAUGCAGAAGCACCAGAACAUCCUUAUCAGCCUAUGACACGAUCAGCUUUUGCCCAAAGAGAGCAGGCGUUUGGUGAUCAUACUGAAUCACAAUUGGACGAUUUUAUUACUCAAGCACAAACAUUACUAGAGAAUUUAACAGAUCAACAUGGCAUUUUGAAGAAAGCACAACGAAAACUAUUGGAUACAGCGAACAUUUUGGGUCUUUCUCAAAAUGUGAUACGAUAUAUCGAACGACGAACAACUCAAGAUAAAUGGAUCUUUUUUGGUGGACUUAUUAUCACUGUGUUUAUUCUAUGGGCAAUUGUUCAUUAUCUAGUUUAGUCUUAUUACUGCGAUUCUUUUUAUUAUUCAUCCUAUAAUAAAUUUGUAUACUCAUUGAUACCAUA